Echinops telfairi (small Madagascar hedgehog) is the source of this 1110-nucleotide messenger RNA. It is a transcript of the gene ADRB3, whose product is annotated as adrenoceptor beta 3. NCBI's taxonomy places the organism in Eukaryota, Metazoa, Chordata, Mammalia, Afrosoricida, Tenrecidae. The transcript has a single exon. Gene Ontology annotation, molecular function: epinephrine binding; norepinephrine binding; beta3-adrenergic receptor activity. The record is from RefSeq and is a predicted model, not a curated record. The coding region runs from base 1 to 1110 and encodes 369 amino acids. Gene Ontology annotation, biological process: adenylate cyclase-activating adrenergic receptor signaling pathway; norepinephrine-epinephrine-mediated vasodilation involved in regulation of systemic arterial blood pressure. Gene Ontology annotation, cellular component: membrane.
AUGGCUCCGUGGCCCCACCGGAACAGUUCUCUCACCUCGUGGCCUGACGCCCCCACCCUGGAGCCCACUGCCGCCAACACCAGUGGGCUGCCGGGGGUGCCGUGGACGGCGGCCUUAGCCGGGGCGCUGUUGGCGCUGGCGGUGCUGGCGACGGUGGCGGGCAACCUGCUGGUGAUCGUCGCCAUCGCCCGGACGCCGAGGCUCCAGACGAUCACCAACGUGUUUGUGACUUCGCUCGCCGCGGCCGACUUGGUGGUGGGGUUCCUGGUGGUGCCUCCGGGGGCCACUCUGGCACUGACUGGUCACUGGCCCCUUGGCGCCACGGGGUGCGAGCUGUGGACCUCGGUGGAUGUGCUGUGCGUGACGGCCAGCAUCGAAACCCUGUGCGCCCUGGCCGUGGACCGCUACCUGGCCGUCACCAGCCCGCUGCGCUACGGCGCGCUGGUCACCAAGCGCUGCGCGCGGGCCGCCGUGGUCCUGGUGUGGAUCGUGUCGACCGCGGUGUCCUUUGCGCCCAUCAUGAGCCAGUGGUGGCGCGUGGGGGCCGACGCCGAGGCGCAGCGCUGCCACUCCAACCCGCGCUGCUGCGCCUUCGCCUCCAACAUGCCCUACGCGCUGCUCUCCUCGCUGGUCUCCUUCUACCUGCCGCUGCUGGUCAUGCUCUUCGUCUACGCGCGAGUGCUCCUCGUGGCCACGCGCCAGCGGCGCCUGCUGCGCGGGGAGCGGGGCCGCUUCCCCCCCGAAGACUCCCCGCCGCCCGCGCCGCGCCCCCCGCCCCCGGCCCCGGCGGGGAGCGCCGCUUCGCCCGAGGAGGACCCGGCCUGCGGCCGCCGGCCCGCGCGCCUGCUGCCUCUUCGCGAGCACCGGGCCCUGCGCACCGUGGGGCUCAUCAUGGGGACCUUCACCCUGUGCUGGCUGCCCUUCUUCGUGGCCAACGUGGCGCGUGCCGUCGGGGGCCCUUCGCUCGUGCCCGCGCCGGCUUUCCUCGCGCUCAACUGGCUGGGCUACGCCAACUCGGCCUUCAACCCGCUCAUCUACUGCCGCAGCCCCGACUUUCGCUGCGCCUUCUGGGAUAAUUUUAGGUUAUUACUUCCCCUCCAACCUUUCUAA